CAGGCCGAAAAGCCUGCAAUUUGGUAUGGAUUAUAUACUUUCCAAAUGGUUAUUGGGCUUCAUAGUGGGCUUUCCUCUUGUCAUUGGGCUUUCCAAACGUCUAACGGCGUCGUUUUUAACUUUCCUUCUGAGAUUCCUCCCUAGAAAGUGGAAAAUGCGACGAUGUGCAGUUGGAGUCGAAGAGACCUCACUCGCUCGCAGAAGAGAAAUGCGGAGACUCUCCUUGAAAAUCAGCUCUUUUCUUAAUAAACACUGUUGUCAUCAGUCACUUCCCUCUAAUUCAACAAGUUCCUCGCUUAAUCUCAUUCACAGACAGUUAUACCAGAAAGCUCACGAACCCAUCAAAGAAAAUUCUGCAUCUAACAAUCCAAGAAAUGGGUUUGGUAUUGUGUGUCUCAAAACUCAAGAAGGGAGCUUUAAAGAUGGGGACGACAGCAGCAGCAACAACGUUGAUGAAUUCGGAAGAGAUGUCGAAAAGGUGUACAGAAUCCUCAGAAAUUUUCAUUCUAGAGUUCCAAAAUUAGAGCUUGCCUUGCAUAAUUCUGGUGUUGUAAUGCGCGCGGGCUUAACCGAACGGGUAUUAAAUCGCUGUGGUGAUGCAGGGAAUUUGGGGUACAGGUUCUUUGUGUGGGCUUCAAAGCAGCCCGGCUAUAGACAUAGUUAUGAAAAUUAUAAAGCUAUGGUUAAGAUUUUCAGUAAAAUGAGACAAUUUGGUGCAGUUUGGGCCUUGCUAGAAGAAAUGAGGAAAGAUAAUAGUGUGUUGAUAACGAGUGAAUUGUUUGUUGUUUUGAUGCGGAGGUUUGCUUCCGCUAGAUUGGUUCAAAAAGCAAUUGAGGUAUUAGAUGAGAUGCCGAAAUAUGGAUGUGAGCCUGAUGAGUAUGUGUUUGGUUGUUUAUUGGAUGCAUUAUGUAAAAAUGGUAGUGUAAAGCAGGCUGCUUCGCUUUUUGAGGACAUGAGAGUGAGGUUUAGACCAAGCUUGAAUCACUUUACUUCUUUGUUAUAUGGUUGGUGUAGAGAAGGAAAGUUAAUGGAGGCUAAGCAUGUUCUGGUGCAAAUGCGGGAAGCAGGGUUUGAGCCGGAUAUUGUGGUUUACAACAAUCUUUUAAUUGGCUAUACCAUGGCAGGAAAAAUGGCAGAUGCUUUUGAUUUGUUGAAGGAGAUGAGGAGGAAGGGGUGUGAACCUAAUGCAAAUUCCUAUACUAUUUUGAUUCAGGCACUAAGCGGGCAAGAGAAGAUGGAUGAGGCAAUGAGAGUUUUUGUUGAGAUGGAAAGGAGUGGUUGCGAGGCAGAUAUUGUGGCUUAUGCUGCAUUAAUAAGUGGGUUUUGCAAGUGGGGUAAAAUUAAUAGGGCAUAUCAGAUUAUAGAUACUAUGAUAGAGAAAGGGCAUAUGCCUAAUCAACUGAUUUACUUGCACAUAAUGUUGGCUCAUGAGAAGAAAGAAGAGUUGGAUGAGUGUAUGGAAUUGAAGGGGAAAAUGCAGAAGGUAGGCUGUGUUCCUGAUCUCAACAUUUACAAUGUAGUGAUUAGGUUGGCUUGCAAGUUGGGGGAAGUGGAUGAGGGUGCUCGUGUUUGGAAUGAAAUGGAAGCAAAUGGCUUUAGUCCAGGGUUGGACUCUUUUGUUAUUCUGAUUCAUGGGUUUAUUGGCCAGGAUUGUUUGGUUGAGGCUUGUGAGUAUUUCAAAGAAAUGGUUGGAAGAGGCCUUUUAUAUGCUCCUCAAUAUGGUAUCUUGAAGGAGUUGUUGAAUGCUCUGCUGAGAGGUAAGAAGCUUGAAAUGGCUAAAGAUGUAUGGAGUUGCAUUGUUACCAAAGGAUGUGAGCUUAAUACAGAUGCUUGGACAAUUUGGAUUCAUGCACUAUUUUCAAAUGGACAUGUGAAAGAGGCUUGUUCAUAUUGUUUGGAUAUGAUGGAUGCAGAUGUAAUGCCAAAGCCAGAAACUUUUGCUAAGCUCAUGCGUGGUCUAAGGAAAUUGUAUAACAGGCAGUUUGCAGUAGAGAUCACAGAAAAGGUGAGAAAGAUGGCUGCAGAUAGACAGACCAGUUUCAAAAUGUAUAAACGACGAGGGGAGAGGGAUUUAAAAGAAAAGGUUAAGGCAAAAAGUGAUGGGAGAAAGAGGAGGGCUCGAAGACGCCAGUGGGGGAAGCCCCGUGGUAAAGCUAGCAUCUAGUUUAAUAACUAGAUGUUGCUGAGCUAAGAUUGUUUGGAUGAGAACGGUUCCAGCCAGUGUGUGCACUUGCCAUGACUGGACAUGGAGGUGCCUUCUCUAUAAGUAAUCUUUGUAACUUUCUUUUUGCCUUCUCUGAUUUGUAUUUCCUCUGGCCUGAUAUUCUUUUAGGCAGGUACUAGUAAUGCUGUUAAGUCAUGACUAAUAGGAUCCAUAUCAAUGCCAGCUUGAGUUUUAUCUUAUACAGGAGUUCUUAAACUAAUUUUGCCCUUCUCCUGAGGAACUUCUAGUUAUGUACUGGGAAAAUGUACUUUUGGUGUCCAGGAAUUUAGAAAAGUGAUUGAUAUAUAAAAAGGAUGUGGUGGCUUAGUCAGGAUCAUCAUUUGGAAAACAUUCCCAGUUGCAAAGUUCAGUAUAUGACUAUAUUCCAAGUUUCCUGUUCGGAAUGAUUUUUUACUAGAAUUCUAUCAAUGUCAUUAAAAGAAUUCAAUUCAUUUGAAUUCUAAAUGCUUGCAAUGCAAUUAUUGACAAAUAAAAUAAUUUCCUUGUUUUCCUAUUUUGGUUUAUAUGCAAAGGAACAAAUAUAACUUAAAAUAGUGGUGUUUUAGGAUUUUUAAUAGACACCUCACUUGCAAAAUAAUGCCAUUUUUUGGCAUGAAGUCUUUUUUUUUUUUCGAAAUGACUUUUUUUAACUAAAAUAAUUGAAUUAUAUUAAUUUUAAACUUACCAAACAUGAGAAUUGGUCAAAUAGAAUUCAAUUCAUUUGAAUUCUUUCGUUUUAAACUUUCCAGAUACUCCUUGAAGUUUUUUCAUUUUUGCAAGUGUCAGCAUACUCAUAAACCAGAUGUGGAGCAGAAGCUUUGUUAUCCUGCUAGAAGAAGUUUGAUAUUUAGAAGGGUGACACAAGGCUGGUGAAAAAUGUUGCAUGCGCAUUUUCAUCACAAAUAUAUUGGAGAACUGAGGGCUGCUUCACUUCAUGGUGAUCGUGUUCUCUCGGAUGUCAUAUUUUGUAAGUUGACUUAUGGUUGUAGUGGAUGCAUUUUCAUUUCCUUUUCAAUGCUUGAAAAGUUUAAAGUUUUUUCCCUUCUAAAUAUUGUUAACUUUGUCCUUCGCUGUUGGUUGAAUAUUUUUAACUCUGAGGCAUUCUUUUUGUGUCAUUUUAUUCAUGAAAGGAUCACUUAUGGUUCUGGCUUAGUUGGGCUAUAUCAUUGAGAAGUGACCCCUAGUUAAGUUGAUGGUGUUUGAGCAUGAUCCAUCAGGCUUAUUCCUACAUUGUGUCUAUUCUUUAAUUCCCAUACUGCUUGUCUUAUUUGAUGACCCAUGGUUAUCAUUGACUCCCAUGUGCAUGCCAAAUGGUUUCAUCUGUGAUGCAUUAUAGAUUUAUUGUUGUAGGUUUUGAGAGGGCGUAUGGUGCCUUUGAGUAUGUGAAUAUUUGUCGUUCCUAGUCAUAGAGUUAAGUCUUUGAAGGAAAAUAUGCAGUUCCUUUUCUUUGCUCUGAAAAUGAAGAAGGAAGGGGAAAAAAAAAGAUGUUGGUAGGUGUAUCAUAAUUUUUUAAUAACAAUUAGAAGUUGCAUGUUGUCUAACUGAAAUCAGUUUUUUUGAGGAUAGAUAGACAAAUAUCCCUUCAAGUAAAAUUCAGGCCCAUCUGUAUGAUAGCUCUUGUCAAUUGAAUUUGCUGAAAUGAGAACAGAAAGAGGCUAUGUUAUUUGCAUCCCUAUAUUCAUGCAUUCGUGACUGCCUUCCCUUGCUAUCAUGAAAAGAAUUUGUGGAUUUUGUGGUUUUUUUUUCCUUGCUAGGUGGAGAUGCUGCAAAGGUUUUGUUUUCUAUUCCAAUUCAGAUAGUCAGGAUCUUUCUUGAGAUUUUCUAUUAUUAUACACUUUUUUCCCUUGAUAAUCUUCUUUUGUUAUGCACUUGCUAGAAAUAUUUCCAGGUGGAUUUAAAUCCAAUGCAAAUUGUUACCAUGAACACUUCUUAGUUCUUAUAUAACUAUAUUAUUGCAGCAGGUCCCCAUGCAGACCUAUGAAAAUCUGAUCAAUAUUGUGAUGACCUGACUCGGUACAUUGAAAAAUCUCUGUUCUCAGAUUGUUCAAAAGUCCUAAGUCUUCUUUUUUCCGUUUUAUUUUUUGGCUGUCAAUCAUCAAAGGUAUGGAUCAGCAGUAACAAAAGCAAGCAGAGAGUACAGAUAGCUACAUUAAUGAUGCUACUGAGCCCAGCUUCUGCUGGUUCAAUUUUACAAAUGUUUUGGCUUCUGAAUGCAAAAUGAAGUCCGUCAUUCUGGUUAGGAAAUUAGUGAUUCCCAUCACGAUAAUCUGUCUCGUCGAAGAUCUCCUCCUGUGUGCAAGAUAAGUGGGCAUGAAAUCUUUGUUGUGAUAAACAUAUCUUUGAAAAAGGAAAAGCAAAGGUGAGAAAAUUCACGUACUUGUAACAGCUCUUCAAUUACAUCUUCCAAUGUUAUUAUGCCAAUGGCCUUCCCUUCUUCACUGAGACUUGGGAGGUGAUCGUCAUCGAUAUGCAGGACUUCUGAGUGAACCCCAUUUGCCCAUUUCUUGUGCUUUGAGUAACACCUGUGCAGAUUUGUAUCGCUGCUAAGACUCUUCAGCUUCUUGAGUGAUCUGUUGCUCUUUAAACUUUGUUUGUGUGCGACAAUAUCGCCAUCAAUGUCCACCCUCACAUCCCUCACUAAAUUAUUUUGUAUUUUAGGGCAUGUAUUAGUUUCCAUAAAGAGAAUUGUCUUGGAGACUAAAGAAGCACACCCUUGUUGCUUACCAUGAUUAGUGCUUUUGCC
Messenger RNA from Manihot esculenta (cassava), 4946 nucleotides. RefSeq names its product putative pentatricopeptide repeat-containing protein At5g65820. Lineage: Eukaryota; Viridiplantae; Streptophyta; Magnoliopsida; Malpighiales; Euphorbiaceae. The transcript is spliced from 2 exons. Gene Ontology annotation, molecular function: protein binding. The coding region runs from base 26 to 2164 and encodes 712 amino acids. The record is from RefSeq and is a predicted model, not a curated record.